Molecule: messenger RNA, 1032 nt
Organism: Lichtheimia ornata
Lineage: Eukaryota; Fungi; Mucoromycota; Mucoromycetes; Mucorales; Lichtheimiaceae
Exons: 1
Coding region: 1-1032 (343 amino acids)
Source: RefSeq, a predicted model, not a curated record
AUGUGUCCAAGACUUCAAUACCUGUGGUUUGAUACUCGUAACGAGCAUGUUCCACCAGCAAUUCCAAUGGGUGCCGUUACUAUUACGCACCCGCCACAGCAUGCUCACCACUGGACCCACCUAAGACAACUUGUAGCUUUCCAUCCCAGUAUCGCAACGUAUCAAGGGAUCAUAGCCACGCUUCAAGCUUUUCAGCAUGUUUAUUUGAACACCAUUCAAAUCCGAAUUUCACCACGCUGGAGAGUACAUGAAGAAAUAGAAGGUCUACAGCUGUUGGUGUCGCAACAAUUACCAUCACUUUCUGAGCUUGUUUUCGAUGUUCAUCCAUCCAGCACGGCUUUCGCCCCUCCUCUUUUCAACAAUCACGUGAUUCCGUUAAUGGAUGCAGCACCCAAUCUUCAACGUUUAUGCAUUCGGAUCAUGCAUCGCGAUAAUACGGACACCAGAAAUUUACUUUUCCUCCGUGCUCAACCCUUGAUUCCAAUGCCACUUAUGGGAAGAGUCAUGUACCAAAUGCCAAAUCUCCGGCACUUAUGCUUACACUCCUUUAAUCCAGUUGAAGAUGCCUUGCAGAUUUUGAGGCAGUUGCAAUAUCAUCAAGUGCCUCUUCUAUCAUUUGAUUGGCUUGGAGAAAGCAUUGGAUCCAUCGACCUUUUUGGGGAGUUGGCCAACAUGCCAAAUUUGCAAUGGGUGGCACUAGGAACCAAAGAGCGUUCUUUUUUUAAUACGCAAGAGGUGACCCAAUUCCUUGAUCUUUUGGGAGUCACUCAAAGCAUUACUUGGCUGGUCUUGACAAAUGUGUCUGGUUUUUCUCCUCACAUCGUGUUCAACCACAUUCCAGCAACAAUACAACGACUCGACUUCUAUGAUUGUGGUGCUGUCAAUGAACCUGGUCUCGCCAACUGGCUUGCUGAUGAUCCAAACCGCCAAAGCUUUUUCAAUGAUGAUUGGUUGCACACUACAGGGCUGAGGGUUCAAUACCCUCCCCCAAGAAGCUUUUUUGUUACACAUGAACCACGUUAUGGAACCUAA